Sitodiplosis mosellana (orange wheat blossom midge) is the source of this 3194-nucleotide messenger RNA. It is a transcript of the gene Rchy1, whose product is annotated as RING finger and CHY zinc finger domain-containing protein 1. Gene Ontology annotation, cellular component: nucleus. NCBI's taxonomy places the organism in Eukaryota, Metazoa, Arthropoda, Insecta, Diptera, Cecidomyiidae. The transcript has 7 exons. The coding region runs from base 1522 to 2646 and encodes 374 amino acids. Gene Ontology annotation, molecular function: ubiquitin protein ligase activity; zinc ion binding. The record is from RefSeq and is a predicted model, not a curated record. Gene Ontology annotation, biological process: protein ubiquitination; ubiquitin-dependent protein catabolic process.
AGUUGUUUCCAUAUGAUCUGUGUGAAUGUUGUAUUGUUGGUCUGUCUGUGUCGAGCGAGCUGUCAACAUGCUCUCGUAAGCAAUGUGAAGCAACAGUUACUUAUGAUAUCACGCAGAAGUAUGGUGCUUAACACAUUCAACGCAUCACCAUCAUAACACGCGAGUUUGUGUGAAAGAAGAAAAAGAAACGUAUGUGUAUGGAGUAACGAAUGUGAACAUUCAACCAGAAAAUGGGUUCGUAUUUUGAGCGAACAAAUAAAUUAUUUCAGUCGAAUUGCAAGUGUUAAACGAUAACCAGUGACGUGUAAAAUAUUUUUCAUACAUCGAAGAAAUAAGAAGGAAAUUUUUGCGUCGCUUUGUGUGUCUAUUUGUAUCAAUUAUUUUGUGAAGUGGAAAAAAUAUUGGAAUUUAAGUAGUGAUUCGUAAAAUGUGAUGACAGAGAUUGAAAAAUUUCGUAAUAAAUCUACCUCUCGAAUAGUAGUGUAAAAGAAAUACAACCUUCCAAAGUAAUUAUUGAACAGAAAUGCCAAAACGUCCAUAAGAAGAAGACAAAUGAAAAAAUUCCAAUUGGAAAGGUGAAAGAGUGUAUUGUGACUUAUCAAAUGCCUUCGUUCCUAUCAGCUGUGAUGAUGAUGGGCCGAAAAAAUUUAGUAGUUUCCAACUAGUAGUUUAAAAAAAGAAUGUGACAGUUUUUACGAGAGAAAGAGAGAUUGCAGUUUUUUUUUUAGUGUGAGCGCUGAAAAAGAAGAAACGAGAGAGAGAAAAGUGUGUGUUGCCUUCAAAACUGAUUUGUAAUUGAGUACGUUCGAAAUGAAUAUUAAGCGCUAAGCACAACAACACACGACUACGAAAAAGGCAGUGAAAAAGUACGAGACAACAACAACAACAACAGAAAGAAAAACUUGCUCAGAGAAGGGAAUAAAGAGCACAGAGAGCAGUCUCUCAUACGCGUCGGAGUCUGCAUACAGUACGAAAAAAAGAAGAAGAAAAAAAAAUAUUUAAAUAAAAAAAAACUAAAGACAUGAAUAUGAAAAGGAACAGAGCGUAGUCCAAUUGAAAGUGAAAAAAAAAUCAACCGACGAAACGAAGCAUUUUGCUGCGACGAAUUGAAUUAAUAGAGCAAAUGAGCCGAAUGAAUUGGAAUCGAUUAAGUGAACGACGAUACACAAAAGUGCCAUUGGAAAUUUAGUAAAUAAGAUCAGUGUGUGCGCGCGAGUUCAUUUGAUGUUUGUUUCGUUUGCAGUGUGCUCAGCACCAAUGACCGAAGAAGAAAAAACGCGAAAAACCGAAUCAGCACUGAUGAAAUCAUUUUAAUUGAACUGACAGUGUCAAACUUUGACAGUCAAAGUCACAAACGGCCGCCGCUUCGAUUUAAAGCAAAUAAAGAGAUCGCGAUUGUUUUCAUGAAAAUAAAAGAUUUUGUUGUUUGCAACGGCUAAGUGCUGAUUAAAAGAGUAUAGUGGGGAGAAAAACGGUUCGCGAAAAAUUGAAAGAGAGAGAGAGAGAAAGAGAGCGAGAAAAAUGAUGGAAAAAAAUGAUGAAAUGAGCAUUUGUGAUGAAAAGUUACCGGCCAUCAAAAGCGUCGAUGGCGAUGCAAAAGACAGUGAUAUGGAUCGGUUAAAGUCCAAUGCCGAUUCUCAUAAAUUGACAACAACGACAACAACGAAAGGGAAAUAUGAUGCUAAAAUGGCUGAUGAUGAUAAAUGCAUAAAUAAUCAAGACAUUUGCAAGAAUAUCAAAAAUGUGAACACCAACAAUAAAACUGAUUGCAACGUAGUUAUCGAUGACGACACACAAUCAAAACAACAGCAACAACAGCAACAGCAACAGUCGCAAUCGCCACCGUUGCCACCGCCACCGACAUCGCAGCAAACGUAUGGAUGUGUGCACUACAAGCGUAAGGCUAAAUUUGUCACGCCGUGUUGUGGAAAAUUCUUCAAUUGUCGAUACUGUCACGAUGAGAAUGAGGACCAUCAUUUCGAUCGGAAAACGCUAACGGAAUUAAUUUGCACGAAUUGUGAUACACGACAAAAAGUACAAGCGGAAUGCGCCAAUUGUGGUAUACGAUUCGGAAAGUUCACGUGUUUAAUUUGUAAUCUGUUUGACGACGAGGACAAGGAUCAAUAUCAUUGUGAUGGAUGCGGUAUUUGUCGAAUCGGUGGACGGAACAAUUUUUUCCAUUGCGAAGUGUGCAAUAUGUGCUUGCCAUUGCAGCUUAAAACAAAUGGACAUCGAUGUGUGGAGAAUAUAUCACGUUCGAAUUGCCCGGUAUGCUUGGGAGACAUACACACAUCUCGUUAUCCAUGUCAUAUUCCUGAUUGCGGUCAUUUGCUGCACAAGACAUGCUUCGACCAGUUGCUGGCAUCGGGUCAUUACGUGUGUCCAACUUGUCAAACAUCAAUGAUCGAUAUGACCAAAUUGUGGGACUAUCUCGAUACACAAGCACAAAAUCUACCCGUUCCAAAAUCGCACGUGAACAGUAUUGUGGACAUCUUUUGCAACGAUUGCUUCAAACAAUCAACGGUGAAAUUCCAUUUUAUCGGGUUGAAGUGUGCCAACUGUGGUGGAUACAACACAACCAAGAACAUCAAAACACGAAGCUUUAGCUUCUCCAGCACAAAAGAUAAUCCGUCAACAUCCGCUUGACAAGGCUUCAUUCAACUGAUACUAGGCAAUUUUUUUCCUGAACGAAUGCUGCCAAGAGGCACAUUUAGACCAACGCCCAGAGGCGCACAACGGAACCGAGAUGCCAAGAGGCAUUUUUAUAGUGAUUUUAUUAAUUUGUCACAAAAUAUUUAGCGUCUUCAAUGUUUUACGUAAGAAUGUAGGCUUUAGUGAGUUUUGUUGUACAGAUAUUAAGGUCUAAUAAUGUAUUUGUUUGUUAUAUUUUAAUCAGCAUUUAUAUUUGUUAGAUGAAAUCGAAAUGAUUCGAUACGUAUGUGUGAAAAGCAUAAAUCCACACAUACUGUAGACUAGCUGCAUUUUAUCUAAGACAAUAAUUAUUCUCACUACUUAUAAGUAGUGAAAGUUUGAUUUUCGAGAGAAAAAACGACCACAGUUCGAUUGAUAAUGGUGUUCGCUUUGAACAUCGACAUCAUUCAACAUACAUGUAAUAACACAAUUGUUAUGUUAAUUGUUCAUAAAGAUUCAGACAUUUACAAUGAAAUAAUAAAUUUGCAAAACAUCAUGUUAAA